Molecule: messenger RNA, 1894 nt
Organism: Aphanomyces astaci
Lineage: Eukaryota; Oomycota; Saprolegniomycetes; Saprolegniales; Verrucalvaceae
Exons: 9
Coding region: 17-1813 (598 amino acids)
Source: RefSeq, a predicted model, not a curated record
GGCCGCACACUGAGCGAUGUCGUAUCGCCUCAUCGAAGCCAGAUUUCAAAUGCUGGACGAGGCCGUGGCCCGCCUCGACAAGUCCAAGCACACAAAGCUCAACGCUUCCGUCGGGCUGCGCGGCUCUGUGCGGAUCAACCCCCACGAUGUCGCGACGUGGAUCAGACCCAGCCAUCCUCGCUCCUCGACGUCCAUAGCGCCGCCGUCUUCUUCUUCUUCGUCCGACAGUAGCAGUCCGGUCACACUCAUCUCGCCGGCUGGACCCAGUUUCAACCAGAGCACCCACGACGUGCACUUGACUCUCCGCCGCAGUACGCUCCUCAGCCGACAAGCCAAGCCUGACGUACACCCGCUCAUCGUCCACCGCGCGCCCGCGUCGCAUGACUGGGGCCAUCCACACGACGAAUACGACGAUGACGACGACGGAUGUCUGGCGCCCGUCGACCCGAAAGAGGCCAAGGUGCAUCGCGUGGCCCAUGAUACAUGGGAGUGCAUCAACACUGAAAUCCAAGCCUCGACAGUCUUGACGCCGGGCCAUCCUAGCCGCCUCGUUAAGUCCGCCACGGCCGCGCGGUCGCAAGGCGCGACCCGGAGUCAUCGGCGUACGGGACACCCUGCCAUCAACUACGAAUCAACAGUGGACGAGAACGAGCAACGAGGUCUUCACAUUGUUCCGGAGGCGGCAACACACUCGUCGUCGUCCGCGGCAGACAACCAACGGCAGCAGCCACACCGACAUGACCCACAUCAACCGGUAGGACGUCCCAUCACGCGCGGUCGACUGGUGAGGCAGCCAUGGAUGCGGCACCCCGACACAUCCCGUCGCAACUGGUUCACCCAUUCAGAUCAACACCACCACCACGGCCCAACGUCCGUGUCCACACAUGGAGAUUCCACGACAACGGCUGGUUCAUCCAAGAACCGGCGCCACCGACCAACGACCGCCUCCCCAGGCCAGAGCUCCUCUGCUUCGCUUCGUCCGCAACCCCCACGGGGCAGCGACGACCCUGCCUACUACUACCUCGAAAUCCGGCUCGAACAUGCCACUUCCUUGGCAGGCUGGACGUUCCGCGUGAUCGUCACCGACACCACGCACCCGUCGCAACCCGCCGCCCUCUUUAACCGCAUGCAGUGCAACGCAUCCAACUGCAUCGUGUUUGACAAAGACCCGCCGAUCCCAUCCACAUGGCCAUCCUCGUCCAAGAAGAAGCAUGUCAAGACAACAGCGACGGAACCCAUCCUGCGCUCCACCAUCUUCGACCCCACGCGAUACUUCGACCAUGUCAGCCAACCCAUCGAUUUGUAUGGCCAUUCGUUGCGUAUUCAAGUCGUGUCCGAGGGACCCGUGCAAAAGACCAUUGUCGACACGAUGGUGCAUUUCACAGACGCCAACAAUGGCGCGGCCUUGUCGGCGGACGAGCUGCUGCAGGUGCUCGGUGGAAGCAAGCCACCACCACUUGUCGUGGACGAUAAAACACCCGAAGAAGCCCCGCCAAGCACCCACGACAACAGCGAGUACAUUUACCGCAAUCACUUUGAAGCGGUCUACGCGACGGACGUGAUGCCUAGCACGUCGGCAAACAAGGUGCACGAAGUCAUGGCGUACGUGCUACAUGUGUUAAUCGUAUCAUUCAGUCGACGGACGAUACUAAUGCUACUUGUUGAAUGGAGCAGGGAGAAGACACCAGCACCGAUUUCGACUGGAACGAUGGCCAACGACGUAGAAGGAAAGAAGCGAGAACUUCAACGCAUGCGUGAGUCAAUGAUGGACGGCAUGCUUCGGGAGCAGCAGCGGCUAUCGUUGCUCCGUUGACAGCAUGAGAUCGUGUAAAUAUAGUAAUUUUUUUUUGUUCGCGCCAGAAUGGUAAAAACUAAUAUACCGGGUAUGUAUCUU